Contarinia nasturtii (swede midge) is the source of this 2079-nucleotide messenger RNA. It is a transcript of the gene mre11, whose product is annotated as double-strand break repair protein MRE11. The coding region runs from base 101 to 1981 and encodes 626 amino acids. The record is from RefSeq and is a predicted model, not a curated record. Gene Ontology annotation, molecular function: manganese ion binding; DNA endonuclease activity; 3'-5'-DNA exonuclease activity. NCBI's taxonomy places the organism in Eukaryota, Metazoa, Arthropoda, Insecta, Diptera, Cecidomyiidae. Gene Ontology annotation, cellular component: nucleus; Mre11 complex. The transcript has 9 exons. Gene Ontology annotation, biological process: mitotic G2 DNA damage checkpoint signaling; double-strand break repair via nonhomologous end joining; double-strand break repair via homologous recombination.
UUGUCAAAAUCAGCGCUAAAAUGAUCGCAUUCGAUUUUGUUUACUAAACGAUUUCGGUGAAACGUUGUUGUGAAAUUCAUUUGAACGAGAAAAAAAAAUAAUGUCGUCUAUACAAGAAGCAAGCGGUGAUCCCGACCCAGAGAAUUGUUUUAAAAUUCUUCUGGCAACUGAUAUCCAUCUUGGAUAUAAGGAAAAGGAUGAAAUUAUUGGCAAAGACAGUUUUGUUACAUUUUCGGAAAUUUUGGAGCAUGCAAAAAACAACGAAGUUGAUUUUAUCUUGCUGGGUGGUGAUUUGUUCCAUGAUACAAAUCCAUCGAAAGAGGCAUUGCAACGAUGUAUGGAACUAUUGCGCACAUACACUUUGGGAGAUGCACCGAUCAAUUUCGAAAUUUUAAGCGAUCAUGAAGUCAAUUAUCAUGAUGCCAAUUUAAAUGUUGCCAUUCCAGUUUUUUCGAUUCAUGGAAAUCAUGAUGACCCAAGCGGUUUUGGUGGACUGAGUUCAAUGGAUUUGCUUGAAACAUCCGGAUUACUGAACUAUUUUGGCAAAUGUAAUAGUUUGGAGGAAGUGAAUAUAAAGCCGAUUCUUAUGAAAAAAGGUAUAACACAGUUGGCAUUGUAUGGCUUGAGCCACAUUCAUGACAAUAGGCUGGCACGUUUGUUUCGCGAUACAAAAGUCACAAUGGAUCAACCAGAUGAACGAUCUGGAGAUUGGUUCAAUGUUAUGGUGUUACAUCAAAAUCGUGUUGAUCGUGGACCAAAAAAUUAUGUACCAGAAGAGGUGCUACCAGAUAUGCUUGAUUUUGUUCUUUGGGGUCAUGAACAUGAUUGUCGUGUUGAGCCAGAACAACCGCCUGGUAAAUCGUUUUUCGUGUCGCAGCCAGGCUCGUCGGUAGCCACAUCAUUGUCAGAAGGUGAAUCUUUUGAGAAACAUAUUGCAAUAUUGCAUGUUUGUCAAAAUCAAUUCAAAUGUGAAAAGAUCAAAUUGCAAACGGUACGGCCGUUCAUUUUCAAAUCGAUUAAUUUACAAGAAUACGAUGACGAACUGGAGUUGGAUGAGGGUGAUGUCAAACCAAAGGUGAAGACAUUGUUGACCGGAAUCAUCAAUGGAAUGAUUGAUGAAGCGAAAGGAAAAGAAACAGAAUCCAGUAGCCAACCAAAGCUACCGUUGAUUCGAUUACGCGUUCUUUAUCACGAUGAAGAGCAUGCAAUCAACGAAAUUCGUUUUGGUCAACAAUUCAAUCACCAAGUGGCAAAUCCAUCGGAAUUGGUUAAAAUGCAGCGUAACAUCAAACGUGUUAAAGCCGAACGCCGACCAAUCAAUGAAGAAGCCAUGAACAAAGCAUUCGAAAAGGAAGAAGAGGAGGAGGACGUUCGUUUAGAAGAUUAUGUGGAUCGUUACUUUAAAGAUCCAAAUAAUGCAGAAAAAUUGAAUGUACUAUUUCCCAAUUGCUUAUCGGAGGUAUGCCGACGAUUGGCUAUAUAUAAUGAUGACGAUGCUGCCAACAGAGCUAUUAACAUCUCAAUCAGUAAGGCUUGUGAUUUUUUGAACAACAAAAUGCCGGAAGAUGCUGAAAUCGAUGAUGCACUGAUGGAAUUCCAUUUGACAAAAGAUGAAGUAUUCAAAAACAUUCAAACCGAACUAACUAAUCGUCGAACAGCCGGUCUUGCUCCGUUAUCAAAUGAUGAUAACAAUGAUGAUAUGAACGAAAAAGAAAAUCAAGCAGGUACAACUGGUCGUGGUGGGAGAGCAACGAAAACUACCGCUAGCAAAGCAGCUGCAAGCAAAUCCGCAGCAAGUAAAACUACGGCAUCUGGCAGAGGAAAAGGUCGUGGUCGUGCCGCAGCUGCGCCAUCCACAAGAAAUGAACUGAAUGUUUCGACAACACGAAGCCAACAACCAACAAUUCAGCAGUCACUAGGUCGCAGAACAGCUCGAUCAACUGCUCGAAGUGUUGUCUAUGACGUAGAUGAUUCGGAUUAAGCUAUCAUUUCAUAUUAUGAAAUUAUUCAUUUUUUUUACCAAUCGUUCUAAACGAUUUAUUACGUUGAUUUUUAAUAAAUAAUCGCUUAAGAAUUGAA